Dermochelys coriacea (leatherback sea turtle) is the source of this 9703-nucleotide messenger RNA. It is a transcript of the gene ARHGAP23, whose product is annotated as Rho GTPase activating protein 23. NCBI's taxonomy places the organism in Eukaryota, Metazoa, Chordata, Testudines, Dermochelyidae. The transcript is spliced from 24 exons. Gene Ontology annotation, biological process: signal transduction. Bases 516 to 5804 code for a protein of 1762 amino acids. Gene Ontology annotation, molecular function: protein binding. The record is from RefSeq and is a predicted model, not a curated record.
AGCAGCUGCAGGCAGAGCGUGUGCAUUCUCUCUCGCUGUCUGUCCGUCCAUCCGCCCGCCUGCUCCUACCUCCUCAGCUCAGCCUCCGCUGGUUCCCCGUGCGGCUGGAAGCUGGCUUUCUGGUGUCGGGGGUUUCAGUGCCUUCCCCUUUGUGGGGGUGGCGGGGUGUGCGUUCAGGUCAGCGUCCUGGUGGGGGUGCGUGGAUCUGGCAUGCCCAGGACUGGAACGAUCAACAUUCAUCUGUGAUACACCAGACGAGCGAGCUGACUCCGCCUGGCAGCCAGGGAGGGUUUUUACACCAGACUCUCUUCUGAAGUUUAGGGGCUAGCCGAGAGAAGCAGGGAGCAAGCUCUGCUGUUCCCUCUUCACCGAUGGAUCUAUAGGGGAUGGGCACCAGCUGCGCCAGGGGCUGAGAUCCAUUCGGCUCACUUGCCUCUCCCAAAAAAAUCUUUAGUUUGUUCUUUCCGCCCCGUCAGUGACUUUCCAGGGAGAAUCUCUCCCUUCCCCUUUGCUGGAUGGUGGAAGAAGGCGUGGGCAGCGGGGACAGGGCACCCCACAGGGGUCUGCGGGGACCCCAUCGUCCUCUGGCUGCACCGAGGAACAUGUCGGUGGUGGGCAAGGCCCUGUGGAGUGUGGAGCGGGUGGGGAAGGGCUGGCGGUUUGAGCAGCCCAUCGGCGUGGACUGCAGCUCGCCCGAGCCCCGCUGCAUCUGGUUGACCAGCCUGCGGAAUGACAAUGCCGACCUGGCGCAUAGGUACCGUGCCGGGGUCGCUCUCCCCAGGCAGAAAUGCCGCUCGCACCCUCAGCUGGAGACACGCCACAUGCCGACGCUGGGCCGGAGAGAUGGGACCUCUCCGAAUGACAACGCCCCCCUGGAGGAGCCCUUCCCCUGGAUGGGGCCGAAGACGGUGCUGCUGCGGAAGAGCUCGCAGGGGGGGUUUGGCUUCACCCUCCGACAUUUCAUCGUCUAUCCCCCGGAGUCGGCGGUCCAUUCCGAUGUCAAGGAGGAAGAGAAUGGAAACCGGGGAGGUCCCCAGCGGAGCCGCCUGGAGCCCAUGGACACCAUCUUUGUGAAGAAUGUGAGGGAAGACGGGCCUGCGCACCAGGCCGGCCUCCGCACAGGAGACCGGCUUGUCAAGGUGAACGGUGAGAGCAUCAUCGGGAAAACCUACUCCCAGGUCAUAGCGCUGAUCCAGAACAGUGACGAUGCCUUGGAGCUCUCCAUCAUGCCCAAAGACGAGGACGUCCUCCAGCUGGCCUAUUCUCAGGAUGCCUAUUUGAAGGGCAAUGAACCCUACUCUGGGGGAGCCCAGAGCAUCCCGGAGCCACCUCCCAUCUGUUACCCACGGAAGACCUACCUGUUCCAGUCCAGGGCUCCCAGCCGGGAGGCGAUGGUAGCCGAGCCUUUGCAGGGACAGCAGGUGGACGGCAGACCCUACCGGUCUACUUCUUCAGGCCCAUCUUCCCCCUUGAACAGCGCGGCGCUCGGCAGCCCCAUGCCCACCACUUGGAACGAGGCCAGAAGCGACACUGCUCGGGAGUUCAGCAGCACCCAUUCCAGCCCAGCCCACCACACGGAGGAGAUCCAGUAUGGAAUGAUCCAGCCGAGGUCAGGGAUGCCCGUCGUAAGGCCGGUCCCAGCCCCCAGCUCCUUCUCGCGCAUCUCCAACACCAGCUUCCCAGGUCCCCUUGCUUCUUCCUUGCCAGAGAGGUACGGCGUCCCGACUGCUUCCUCCAUGGCCAACCAGGCCUGCUACGGGGUCCCCAGGCACGUCCCAGACCAUCGGACUCACUGUGGCUUCAAGGACAGCCGGGAUGCCAGCACGGGGCCUGAUGGCCCGGGCCGUCCCUCCUGGGAGUAUCUGGGUGGCCCCAAGGCCAUCACACGGCUGGAGUGCCAGCAGGCGCUCUCCAACUGGCUGUCCAGCCAAGUACCGCGCCGGAGCGCCUCGGAAGAGCGGAGGUACGCCAUGCCGCCCCGGUACCGCAGCGUCUCUCAGGACCGCCUGGGAGACACCCCGGCCUCCAGAGGCUGGCCCCACAGUGCCUCGCAAGACACCUUGCUUCAGCCCAGCCAUGACAGCUGGGGCUACCGGGCCCGGUCCGACAAUUCCCUGGGGAGGUACGGGCGCUCCAUGGAGGCUCUGGAGCAGAGCACCCUGGUCUCGCCCCGCUUGGACAAGUGCACAUGGCUGCCGCCGGAGAAGUUCUAUAGGCCGGGCCCUGGGCAAGUUGCCCGAGCUCAGCCUAGCCAGCCAAGUUCGUAUGCCCCCUCUUGUUCCUCUAGAGACCCUCCCCCGUCCCAUGUGCAGAAACACCCUUCCCAGCCCAACCUGCAGAGCGUCGAUGACUCGGGGUAUAUCGGGUAUAGGAGCUACAGCCCCUCCUUCCAGCGCAGGACUGGCCUACUCCACGCGCUCUCCUUCAGGGACCCUAUCUUUGGUGGCCUUCCAGUGUUCAAUAUAUCGCAAAGGCAAGGAACCCAACCAGCACCUUACCCGGACAGGUCCCCGUCACAGCCAGCUGCCGCCCCCUCUGGCCCGGACCACCUGUCGGGCAGCGGGCCCGAGAUUCCCAAGGACCAAAGAAACCCCAGCCAAGACAGCAGCGCCAGGUCUCUCCAGCCAGCUCUGCCUCAGCCCGAGGCGGAGGAGAGGAAAGAGGAGGUGGUCCUCCGGCAGAAGCCCCCCACGGGCCGCAAGGCGCCGGCUCCCACCAGGCAGAUGAACUUCAUCUUCCCCGACCACAUGAAGGAAACGGACAUUUGCGACCCGCCGCUGAGCUGCAAAGGGGACAAGCCGGUGGCGGAGCGGCCCGCUCGGCGGGUGGCACCGUUGGCAGUGCCAGAGGAUUCCCUGGCAUCCAUUCCAUUUAUAGACGAGCCGACGAGCCCCAGUAUCGACCUGAAGGCAAAGCACAUCCCUGCCUCCUCUGUUGUCUCCAGUGCCGUGAACUCGGCCCCCUCGGUCACCGGCAGCCCCUCCUCACCCGCCUUCAACUUCGCCAUCAACCGCCAUUACUCCCAGGACUGCAGCAGCAUCAAAGCCAGCCGCCGAUCCUCCUACCUCCUGGCCAUAACAACAGAGCGCUCCAAGUCGUGUGACGAUGGUCUGAACACAUUUCGUGACGAGGGGAAGAUCCUAAGGAGGAUGCCAAACCGGGUGCCGAGUCUCCGCAUGCUGAGGAGUUUCUUCACAGACGGGUCUCUGGACAGCCUCGGAAUGUCUGAAGACACGCGAUCAAAGAGGCACUCGACCUCCGACCUCUCGGACGUGACUUUCAGCGACGUGAGGAAAGAGGGCUGGCUCCACUACAAACAGAUCCUCACCAAAAAGGGGAAGAAAGUUGGCGGGGGCAUCCGGCAGUGGAAGCGCGUCUUCGCCGUUCUCCGCGCACACUCACUUUACCUGUGCAAGGACAGGCGGGAGGCCGUGACCUACACGCCGCCCCAAGGUGAGGAGGAGCAGCCGAUCAGCAUCCGAGCGUGCCUGGUGGACAUUUCCUACAGCGAGACCAAGAGGAAGCACGUCUUCCGGCUGACGACCGCUGACUUCUGUGAAUAUCUCUUUCAGGCAGAGGAUCGGGACGACAUGCUGGCCUGGAUCAAAGUCGUCAGGGAGAACAGCAAGGCCGAGGGCGAGGACCCCGGGUUUGCAAGCCAAGCGCUUAUCAACAAAAAGCUAAAUGACUACCGGAAAGUGAGCCCCUCUGGAACGAAACCAGACUCUUCCCCCAAGGGCUCACGCGGGCUGGGGAUCAAGGCUGAGUUCCUGAAGCAGACGGGGACGAGCGCCCCCCGAUCCCCGAGGCAGGACACGGCCGUGACUAAAGAUGACGGUGCCCCCCAGAAAGCCCCUUGGGGCAUCAACAUCAUGAAAAAGAACAAGAAACCUGCUCCACGGGCCUUCGGCGUGAGGCUGGAGGACUGUCAGCCUGCCCCAGCCAACAAGAACGUCCCGCUGAUCGUGGAGGCCUGCUGCAAGGUGGUGGAGGACAAGGGCCUGGAGUACAUGGGCAUCUACCGCGUCCCCGGGAACAACGCCGUGGUGUCCAGCUUGCAGGAGCAGCUCAACAAGGGAAGCACCGAGAUCAACCUGCAGGACGAGAGGUGGCAGGACCUGAAUGUCAUCAGCAGUCUGUUGAAAUCCUUCUUCCGGAAGCUCCCAGAGCCUCUGUUCACAGACGAUAAGUACAACGACUUCAUCGAAGCCAACCGGAUCGAAGAUGCCAGCGAGAGGUUGAAGACGUUGCGGAAACUGAUCCGGGACCUGCCGGGACAGUACUAUGAGACACUCAAGUUCCUGGUGGGGCAUCUGAAAACCAUCGCGGACCACUCCGAGAAGAACAAGAUGGAGCCCCGGAACCUGGCCCUGGUCUUCGGCCCCACGCUGGUCCGGACAUCCGAGGACAACAUGACGGACAUGGUGACGCACAUGCCAGACCGCUACAAAAUCGUGGAGACCCUCAUCCAGCAUUCGGACUGGUUCUUCAGCGACAAAGAGGACAAGGGGGAGAAGACCCCUGUGGACGAGAAGGAGGCGCAGUCGGUGCCGAACAUCGAGUACCUGCUCCCCAACAUCGGGAGGACGGUGGUGCCAGGGGACGCCUCAGAUUCAACCAAUAGCAGCUCUGCCAAAUCGAAGCAGGGCACGGGGGCGCCCCGGAAGGAGCAGUACAACAAGGAGCUGCUCGCCAUGUCCUUCAUCGCCGCCGUCAACCGCAAGAGGAAGAAGCGGCGGGAGGCCAAGCGUUUGGGGAGCAGCACGGACGACGACUCGGAGCAUGAGGCCACCAAGGGCGCCGGCAAAGGCAGAGCGGAGGAGGCCAAGGACGGGGGCGUGGAGGAGGAAGAGGCCAAGGGGCCGGGCCGUGGCGCGGCCCCCGGAGAGCCAGGCCCAACGCGUGAUGCUCCGAGUCGCCGAGCGGGCGUGGAGGAGCCGGCGGGACCGAGGGAGCCGGCGCCGGACGCCCGGUCCAUCGCCUCGGGCUACUCCACCCUGUCCACCAUCGACCGCAGCCUGUGCUCCGAGGUGCAGUCGGUGGCCGAGAGCCGAGGCGAGGAGGCGGACGACGAGCGCAGCGAGUUCAGCCACGUGGAGACGGACACGGAGAGCAGCUUCCUGCCGGGGAGAGCGGGGCUGGGUGCUGGGCAGGGGCCCGAGCUGGAGAGCGGCGAGAAGGAGAAGCUCGCCCGGGCCUCCUUCAACUCCCACCGGCUCAUCCAGUGCGACACGCUGGCCCGCCGGAAGCUGGCGCGGCCCCGGCCGGACAGCGAGUCCUCAGCCAAGGGCAGCCAGGAGUCCCUGCGGCCCCCGGGGGCCGGCGGGGAGCCGGGGGGUGGCGGGGCCCCGGCCAGGCCCUCGCUGACGGAGCAGAUCCGUUUGCGCUUGCGGGCCUCGGCCGACGACAUGCUGGCCGUGCGCCUGCGCAAGCCCCGCUCCCCGGAGACGCGGCGCAAGAAGAGCUCCUGGCGGCGCCACACGGUGGUGGUGCCCGGCGGCCUGAAGGAUCUCAACUUCAACGAGUGGAAGGAGCCGCAGGCACCGGGCCAGGGGCCCCCCGUUGGUCCCGAGCUCUGCCCCCCGGACGCCGGCGCCGCCUGCAGGGACCUGCACAGAGACAGCAAGGACUCGGGCCUCAGCAGCCUGGAGUCGACCAAGGCCAGGCCCUCCUCGUCCUCGGCACUGAGCCACCAGGGCGGCGCCGGCGAGCAGCAGCACGGUAAGGGCCCGGAGGGGCUCCCUGGCGACCGGGGCCCGGCUCCCACGCGCGCAGCUUCCUUCCGCUUCCACCAGUGUCUCUAACCCCCUCCAGACCCCGAGGCCCGGCUGUCUCUGCUUUCCACCACGCCAUCCCUUUCUCCCCCCCGUGCAGCCUCUUGUGGCGCCCGUCUCCGGGCGGUUCCCCAUCCACCCAGUGCCAGGCGCUGCACGGAGGUAGGAGCUCUCUCCAGGGGCGAGCAGCCACUUGCCCUGAUUUUGUCGGCCUUGCCCCUGGUGUGUCCCUUGGCCUUUCUCACGGGGCUCCCGAGGUUGCCGGAGACGCCCCCUCGCUGCCCCGGCCGCGCUGCCUGGCUGGCGCUUGGGCGUAGCGUUAAUUGAACGACCCUCCCUCGGUUUGUGGAUUUAAUCGUCGGUCUCCUUAAUUUGGCUCCCUUUUUAAGACUCCCCCACCCCUGCCGGGGGGGGGGAGAACGUCUGCAACUCGGAGCGUCCCGGCCCCGCCACAGAGCCGGGAUCCCAGCCCUUUGGGUCCAGCCCGCAGCUGGGACGGUUGGGCGGUCACCGCGCACCCACAGGGAGCACUUGGCCUGAGACAGGCAACCCCUCCCCAGCCUCACGGCCCCCCCAGCACAUCUCCCUGCAUGGCUGUGGGGUCCCUGAGGCUGCCAGAUCCUCUCUGCUGCCCCCCAAGACCUCACCGGGGGGAGUGUGCGUGGCUCUCGCUGCCCCACCCCUUGGUGGGGGAUCCCGCGGUUGCUGCCAAGGGCUGCUCCCCCCAUGAUGCAGGGGGCGGGGGAGGGAUGCUCCGAUUUCCAUGAGACCAUUGCCAGGCCCCCGCUGCCAGCCCCCAAACCUCCUCGCAGCAGGAGCUGGUGCCUCUGAAAUGCUGCCACAGCUCUAGCAUCACGCUACUGUGCCCCCCCAGCCCCCCUCAGCUCAGAGAACAUGCCACUGCCGCUGGUGUGCCAGGGAAUGUUGGGUGGCUUCGAACGGAGGGUCCCUGGCACCUCAGUCCCAGCUGGUGCUGCCUGCCCCAGAGCGGGGCCCCCCUUUCCCAUGCCGGUUCUCCCCCCGCCCCCCGGGGCAGUCCAGGGUGAGCGAGGAGGCUGUAGAAUGGAGACAGGAGGCCGUGCAGACGCAGCGCCCACAUGUGGGCUUUGCUCAAGAGUGUGAGCGUUUUCCCGCUGGCUCGUAACACUGGCGCGUGCGUGCGCACACGUGCACCAUUCGCACGUGUGUGCACACAUUCCUGUGGUGCCCUUGUGUCCAGCCUGAUUCAACGUUGGGUAAUUGGUAGAUGUAAGUGAGUUGGCUUCAUUGGCACCUGUGCAGGAAUGUGUGUGCUGGGGCCAUUGGCACAUGUGCUCAGUGACUACAUGCCCACUGGCACCAUGUGCGGGAUCCACUCGUGUGAAUGCUGGGAAAUGGCCCUUGGGCCAAGGGGCCCUUUGUUCCCCAUCCCCUCCCCUGUGCCAGGCCGGGGCAGGUCCUGCUCUCUGCCAGGGAGGAUGUGCCGGGGGCAGGUGGUGCUGUUGUUUGCCAGCCUGCAAAGCCACAGGGGAAGGAUCAGGGGCUGGAACGGUGGCUGGCGAAGCGCAGGAAGGGGACCCAGGCCACGGCUGGUUCAGCGCUUCCAGUGGCCCAUUCCCCUCCAGGUGUGGGAGUUUUCCGUGCCCGUCACCAUUCCCCAAGCUCCCUCCCCCCCCCCCGCCAGUGUAGCUGCUGGUGAUUCUACCCACACUGUGUGCGGCAGGGAAACCCAGCCAGGGAAGGUACAUGGGCCAGCCGGGAACAUUUGGGGAGGAGGGAGGAAUCCACCGGCAUCACUGAGGCCUGGAGUUCAGCCCUGAGCACUCAGCAGCUGCCCUUCUUCCCCGGACACGACCCUCUGCGGCCCGAGGCCUCCUGCCCCGGUGUCUGGACAGCGGGGUUCACAAUCAGCAGCUCAUGCUGUCUAGCAGGUAGGCUGAGAGGGGCGAAGCUGCCCGAGGUUCGGCCACCCAGUGGGAAUCGGGCACUCCCAGCGGGGCUGGGGGCGUCUCUGGCUGGGCAGCCCCCUGGCAAGCAGGUGGAGCAGGCAGCUGGGAGCGGGAGCGUUAGGUGACCCAGCCAGGCAGGUUGCAGCCCUUUGGGAAGCAGGGCUGGGCUGGGCCGGUGUGAGCGAGCGGCACAGGUGCGCACAGGGCACAGAAGUGGCACUGCAGAGAGCAGCCAGGCCCAAGUCCCGAGCCUGUUCACAGCCGGGGAGGAGCACGUUGUGGGCAGCCCAGUGUUAAUGCUGCAUCCCCGGUGCCAGGUGGGUGCGAAAGCAGCAGGGCCCGUUCCCCAGGCUGUUCAAUCCCAGUCACCACCUUGCCCCGCCCGGCUUUUAGCCCGACCGGCUCGCUCCUCUCUAGCCCCCACCAGGUGGCUCCCGGGCCCACACGUUCCCACAGGCCUGGCGUGUUUGUGUCUCACUGCCCGGUUAGUUCCCCCCCAGCACUGGCUGCCCCUCGGUGCCCAUCUGAAUUCUUGCCCCCCACCUGCCCACAUGAACAGCUGGGCCACAUGCACCUGCUGUGCUCAAUAGGGUUGCACCCCGUGGCUGUGAGCCAGAGCACGCUCCUGGAGAGAGCAGAUGCUUCCUAGAGCCCGGCAAUAACUUAGUUUGAAUGCAGGGCUUGGGGUGCACUUGCUCUUUGCAUAGCACUUGGAAGGCACAAGUUAGCAUUCAAACCCCUCUGAGAGGAGCGUGUCCACCCUGCAAAACUCCCCUCACCCACCCCUGCUGUUUUCACCCCGGAACUUACCAGGCUGAUCUCGCCUUAGACACCAGCUGCCUCGUUUGUGUUUUGUUUUCCAUCACGCCGCCAGCAUCCCAGCGCUUGUGCCACCCGCCCAGCUGGGGGCACCGGUGCACCGAUCGCUGCUUUUCGGCUCAAAGCGCUUUCGCAAACCAUGCAGCCGCCUUCGGGGCGGGCCGCAGCAGCUGUAACAGCGUGCACGGGGUGAGUUAGGCCGGGGCUAAGGGAUCCAAUGGGAGCUGGAGGGGCGCUGCAGGUAGGUAAGGCUAAUCGUAUGCAAACUGGAAUUUGGCUAGCCCUGGCGGCCUGUCUCUGGCUACAAACAUAGUGCCAUGGAAGAUUUUGCAUUGCUCAGCGUCAGGAGAGCUGACAUUGGCAUGAGAUCAUUUAUCCCGGGUAACUGGGGCCGGGCAGUGUAUUGAUUCCAUGCACUGAAAGUCCCACUUUCCACCAAGCAAGCAAACGUCCGUCGUCCUUUGCAGUUGUUUAUAUUUUUCCUCUUGAAAAUGGUAAACUGUGUUUUCAUGCUGCUAUAUUAUUUGUAAUAAUUUGGGGGGGGGUCCCCUUUUAGUUCAAAAUUAAAAACAACCCUCUCCCCGCCAAAUCCAUUGCACCCGUCUCUGUGUUUAGAAAAAAGCCAACUGCAGCCCCGUGCCAGGCAAUUGUCUUAAUGAACUAGGGGGACUGUCUCUGCAGUGACCGUCUAGCUGUCCUCUACUGUGCUGGGCUAGGAAGGAACACCACGCCGCAUCUUCCACGCCACACUGCAGCCAUUCCAAUGAGAGGCCUUGGGGGGAUUUUAAAAAUAAAAUAAAAUAAAAUAAAAAAAACCUUACUCCAGUUUAUGCAUCGUUCUUACUUUAUGCAAAUAAUUGCUGUAAAGUUCUUUUUGUUUUCAUUUUGUGUGUGUAAAUAUUGUCUUUAAAUGUGUAACAUAUUACAAAGAAUUUAUAAGGAUUUUUUUAAGAAGUUUCGCUCAUUUAAAAAAACCAGAAGAAAACCACCAAGUGCUGUAACAGUGUUGAAUUUUUAAAAUCUUCCUGCAUGUGUCAUUUUUUUUCCUUGAUGUGUUGUAAAAGGUCAGCCUUGUAUAUGGAAUAUGCAAAACUAAAAAAACACAAAAACCACCUGGUUUGGAACUAGCCCUCGCUGACGUACAGUUCUAUGUAUUGGAAAUAAACUGGCGUAUUCAAGGAA